AUGGCCCACUCACCACCACCAUUAACAGGUAUCCGCGUUCUCGAGUUGGCUGGCCUGGCACCAGGCCCCUUCGCGGGCAUGAUGCUCGCCGACUACGGCGCGACCGUCAUCCGCGUCGACCGCGCACACCCCUCCUCCCUCCACGCCGACUCGUCAUCCUCCUCCUCACAAACCUCCUCCUCCUCCACCGCCACCACCCCCGCCCCACCACCACCGCCCACCGCCGACCUCCUCACGCGCCGCAAGACCUCGAUCGCCCUCGACCUCAAAUCCCCCGCGGGCCGCGCGCUGCUGCUGGCGCUGAUCCCGACCUUCGACGUCGUCAUCGACCCGUUCCGGCCGGGUGUCCUCGAAAAGGCCGGCCUGGACCCGGAGCGCGUGCUGCGGCGGCGCAACCCGCGGCUCGUCGUCGCGCGGCUGACGGGCUUCCGGCGUGGUGACGACGGCGCCGGGCGUGGCGGCGGCGGCGACAAGUACAGCGCCAUGGCGGGCCACGACAUCAACUACCUAGCCGUGGCGGGCGUGCUGGGCAUGCUGGGCCGCAAGACGGCGAAGCCCUACGCGCCGGGCAACAUCGUUGCGGAUUUUGCGGGCGGAGGCGCGAUGGCGGUGCUGGGUGUUGUGCUGGCGCUGUUUGAGCGCGAAAGGAAUGGUGGGUUUGGCCAGGUUGUGGAGGCGAAUAUGGUGGAUGGCAGCGCGUAUCUGGCUAGCUUUUUGAGGCUGGGGAUGGGCGAGGUCGCGGGCAAGGAAGGGGUGUGGGGGAGGGCGAGGGGGGAGAAUCUGUUGGAUGGAGGGUGUCCGUGGUAUGAUACGUAUGAGACCAAGGACGGGAAGUGGGUCGCGGUGGGAGCGUUGGAGGAGCGGUUUUUCGAGAAGCUGUGCGAGGGCUUGGAGGUCGAUCCGAAGAAGUUCCCCGCGCCGAGGGAGGAUAGAAGGGUUUGGCCGCACUUGAGAAUGCUGUUUACGGCCAAGUUCAAGAGUAAAACGAGGGAGCAAUGGGAGCGCGUCUUCGAUGGGACGGACGCCUGUGUCACGCCGGUGCUGGAGCAGAGGGAAUUGAGGGAGAUGGGCUUCGAUCAGCGGCCUCCCGUCACGCUUAAAAGCUCGCCCGCCUGGGCCAUUGCCGACGGUGAUAGGGAUACGAGACCGGCAUCCGAGGGCCAGGGAAUCGGCGUGGAAGGCGAAGGGUGGACAGAUAAGGGAUUGGCGCCCGGUGAGGGCGGAGAGGAGAUGCUGGCGAGGCUGAUGGGGUGGAAGAGGGGUGUGCACUACGCUGUCGAGAACGGCGGGCUGGUGUUGAUCGACAGGACGAGGAAGUCGACUAGUAAUUAUAAGCUGUAG
Molecule: messenger RNA, 1341 nt
Organism: Lasiodiplodia theobromae
Lineage: Eukaryota; Fungi; Ascomycota; Dothideomycetes; Botryosphaeriales; Botryosphaeriaceae
Product: Alpha-methylacyl- racemase
Exons: 2
Coding region: 1-1341 (446 amino acids)
Molecular function (GO): catalytic activity
Source: RefSeq, a predicted model, not a curated record